This is a messenger RNA of Chroicocephalus ridibundus (black-headed gull), 7600 nucleotides long. It is a transcript of the gene RBM33, whose product is annotated as RNA binding motif protein 33. The record is from RefSeq and is a predicted model, not a curated record. Gene Ontology annotation, molecular function: RNA binding. The transcript has 19 exons. Lineage: Eukaryota; Metazoa; Chordata; Aves; Charadriiformes; Laridae. Bases 237 to 3854 code for a protein of 1205 amino acids.
CCUCCGCCGUCCCAUGAUGCAGCGCGGGGGCGGUGGCGACAGGGACGGCGGCGGCCGCCAUGUUGUGGUAGUUUGUUGUUCUCCCGCGGUGGGUGCGUGCGGAGGGGCGGCGGGAGGGGGAGUUGCCGGGCGCUGAAUCCGAGCCCUUCCCCGUCUCCCCCCCGCUCCCCGCCGCUCCUGGGGGUGGCACGGAGUCGCUGCUGGUAGCCGCCGCCGCCUGGGCAAGGUGAAGAGCCAUGGCUGCCGCCUUGGGAGGAGGCGCAGAUGAUGACUUUGAUCAGUUUGAUAAGCCUGGUGCAGAAAGAUCUUGGAGAAGAAGAGCUGGAGAUGAUGACUGGGACAGUGAACUUGAUGAUGACUUGCUUGGAGAGGAUUUGCUAACUGGCAAAAAGAAUCAGUCAGACUUGUCAGAUGAAGAGCUGAAUGAUGAUCUUCUGCAAAGUGACAAUGAAGAGGAACAAGAAUUUCGUUCUCAAGGUGUCACAGUUAGCCUCAAUGCUACAUCUAGCAUGCUUCAUGCAUCAUACGAACUCUCUGAGGCCAUCAACAAUCGAUCAAUAGAACAUGAGUCUGAGUAUGACCAAGGGGAAGAUGAAAUUGUUUAUGACAAAUCUGAAGCACCUGAAGUGUAUGCUUCAGAGUAUGCAGAGGAAGGACAUUAUGAAGGCAAUGAUCCUGAACUGACAGAAGACCAAAUAGAAUAUGGGGAAGAGCCUGGAGAAGAAGAUGAAGUGCUAGACCUUGAAAUCAAUGAACCCCUAGAUGAAUUUCCAGAUGAAGAUUACAUGCAAUCAUAUAACGAGCAAGCAAUGGAAGAACAAGAAGAAUAUACAGCUGAUGAGGAGCUGGAAGAAUCUCAGACAAUAACAAAUGAAUCAGAAGAGGCAGCUAUUGAAUCUCUGGAACUUCAAGAAGAAACAAAAGAAGAAUCUGAUGAAGAGGAGGAUGAUGAUGAAGAGUCUGGACGAUUACGUUUCAAAACUGAACGGAAAGAAGGAACGAUAAUUAGGCUCUCAGAUGUGACAAGAGAAAGGAGAAACAUUCCAGAAACUUUGGAACUUUCUGCAGAAGCCAAAGCAGCAUUACUUGAAUUUGAAGAGAGGGAAAGGCAACUUAAACAGGGACGGUAUGGCUCAAGGAGAGGAGGGCGAAGAGGAGGCUCAGUUAUGUGCCACGGAAUGGGAGAACAAAGGAGAGACAAUAAUGAUAGGGGAAGAAUGAAGGAUCACAGGCCUGCUCUGCUGCCAAACCAGCCAUCCACAAUGACUCAUUCACAGAGGUUAAUUCCAACACACCAGCAACCUGUUAGGAGUCUGUUCCAGCAGCAGCAACAGCAGCAACAGCAACAACAACAACAGCAGCAGCAACAGCAGCAGCAACAACAGCAGCAGCAGCAGCAACAGUUACAAUCUCUGCUUCCUUUACAGCAUCAGCAUCAUUCUUCUCCUCCUCCAGGGCUACAUAUGCCCCCUCAGAUAGAAACGCCUAGAAUAAUGAUGACUCCACCUCCAGUGACACCUCAGCAACCGAAGAACAUACACAUAAAUCCACAUUUCAAGGGGACAGUAGUGACACCUGUACAAGUGCCCUUGCUGCCAGUUCCAGCCCAGCCAAGACCUGCUGUAGGACCCCAGAGAUUUCCUGGCCCUCCAGACUUUCAGCAGCAUACGCCUGGACCAGUUCCCACCAACUUCACCCAAGCCCCAAGGCUGCCAAUCCAGGACCAGUGGAGAGGGCCACCGCCACCGCCACCACCACUCCCUCCUCCACCUCCUCAGGAAAGAGAUCCUUUCUUCAUAGCAGAUCCGAGGUUUCCGAGCCAUCACUUGUUUGAGCAGCGGAGCCCGCCACCGCCGCCACCUCCCCCUCUUCUUAACAGCGCCCAUCCCGUCCCAACCCAAAACCCGAUGCCAUUCAGCCAGCCCGGGCCAGCGUUUAACCAGCAGGGACAACAGCCCGUGUUUCCCCGGGAGCGGCCAGUGCGCCCCAACAUGCAGCCUCAGGGUCCUGUGGGGAUUCUCCACUUCAACCAGCCGGGUUCGGCCAACCCGCGGCCCUUCAUCCCUCCCCGACAGCAGUUCCUGCAGGCUCCGGGACAGCCCUUCCUCGCCGCCCACACCCAGCCCAGCAUGCAGGGUCCCUUGCAUCCUCCAUUACAGCCUCAGCCACAACCUCAGCCUCAGCAGCACCAUCACCAGCAGCAGCAGCAACACCAUCACCAGCAGCAGCAGCAGCAGCACCAUCAUCAUCUCCAAGGGCCACCACAGCCCUUAAUGCCCAUGAACCAACCACAGUUCAGGCCUCAUAUGCAGGCCACGCAGCAGCAGCCAAAUAACAACAGGAUGCAGUGUCAGCCACGACAGGGUCCAAUGAAGCCAAGACAUAAUACACCAUCACAAAAUAUUGUCAAGCGUCCAAAUCAGCAGCUACAGUCAACUGCUCCGAGAAAUAGUAACUUGCGUGAGUUGCCAAUAGCACCAUCACAUGCUAUGGAAAUGAGUAACAACAGGCGACCCUCUACCCCAGCUGCUCAGGUCAAACCCAUUACCAGCACGGUGUCUGCCACCAAGUCUGUAUCUGCUGUUGGAAACUCUCAGGGAAGGCCUGAGAUGAAAGCUAAAACAAUCACACCAGUGGGCCAAGCAAAAUCAGAAGUAAAGUCUGAACCAGAGUAUCCAGAUGAAGAUGAAGAAACUAGACUCUAUCGUUUGAAGAUAGAAGAGCAGAAGCGUCUGAGAGAAGAAAUUCUGAAACAAAAGGAGCUGAGACGGCAGCAGCAGGCUGGCGCUAGGAAGAGAGAAUUGCUGGAAAGACUGGCGCAGCAGCAGCAGCAGCAGCAACCUUCUACGCAACAGUCCUACAUGCAGCAGGAGGACGAUGACUCUGAGUUCCCCGCCAAUGGCAGCCCUUACAUCCCCCACUCUGGCUUACAGACCAGGCAAAAUGUGAAAAACAGACUCCUUGUUAAAAAGCAAGAUAUGGUAGUUCCCAGUAUCCAACCCAAACCCACAGAUUUCCCACAGGUCGGGGGGAACAUGCAUUAUCAAGGACAGCAGCUGAAGCCGGUGAAGCAGCUGAGGCAGACUAGAACAGUUCCUCCCAGUCAGCCUCCGGCGCCGCAGAAAGCGUUACAGACCAAACCUGCUGCAGCAUCGCUGCCCCCGACACAGACUGCUCGAGUGGCUUCGGUACCAGCAAGGCCCCAGGAACUGAAACCUGGCGUGAAAAGGACUGUCAUGCAGCGGACAAACAGUGGUAGUGGAGAUGGGCCCCAUGUCGGCAGCAAAGUCAGGGUGAUUAAGUUGUCAGGAGGGCAGGGGGGAGAGGAUGCUGGCUUUUUUCACCCAGAGGGCCAGCCCCAGCGGCCUCAACAACCCCCGGAGCCGAAACAGCAGCCAGUGCGGAAGGUCACAUUGACAAAGGGAAUGCAGCCGCAGCAGCAGCACCAACAGCAGCAGCAGGCACAGAUCCAUUCACCAGCUCCUCAAGGAGUCAAAAACAUCCAGGGAAUCCAUCAGCCUAAAAAGGUCAUUAUGCACGGGAGAGGCAGAGGAGUAGCAGGCCAGAUGGGCCGAGGACGCUUGAUGCCAAAUAAACAGAACCUGCGAGUGGUGGAGUGCAAACCUCAGCCCUGUAUUGUGUCAGUUGAAGGGCUUUCUUCAUCAACUACUGAUGUCCAACUGAAAAACCUGCUGAUGUCAGUGGGACCCAUUCAGAGUUUACAGAUGCUUCCUCAACAACGGAAAGCCAUAGCAAAAUUCAAGGAGCCAGCACAUGCUUUAGCAUUUCAACAGAAAUUCCACAGGCACAUGAUAGAUCUGUCCCACAUAAACGUGGCACUGAUAGUUGAGUGAUGUCUGCUGAGAGAAACCCUGACACUAACAGAAGCGCGCUGUGGACCUGCACAAGACGCAGUGGCAAAACCAUCGGAUUGUGAAACCUUUCAGCUUAGUCUUUAGUUGCUGUGUUGAACUACAGAGAGCAGCAAGUUGUCCUCCAGAAGAGCUGAACUUGAGAGGAUCUGCAAAGGUGGAAUUUCUGUUUGGUUUGUUCACGUUCUGUUGUAACCACGUGGAACUACAGAAUUUUUUUCAAAAUGCUUUCAGUGCAUGUAGACACUGUUCUUCAAGAUCCUACUGUGUGACCACAGUGACUUGAGAGAGAACGUUUACAUCGAAAGAUUUAAAAACUUUCUUCAUAGCAAAGAAUAUUUGAUAAUGGUUGCUCUUAUCUUCAGUGCGAGGUAUUUGAACGAAAACUCACUUUUCUAAACAAAACACAUUAGUUCCGUUGUGUGUCCGAGAGCACAGAAGGUUUCCUUGCAUAGAUUUAAAGGUGGUCUACUUCAUGGGAUAGCAGUAUGCUGAGAAGCUUUGGAGGUGACACUGGAAAAUUGUAGUUUCGCUCUUUGUAAAUAUGUUUAGUCUGUCUUUGCAUUUUUCUAUUCCAACACAGACUUCCAUCUUCUCCUUCCAACUCCGCUUAUUCCGUAAAACCCUGCGUAGGAAUAACAUUGCUGUAUUUGCCCUUGGUUUUUAAAAACAAGAAUCUUUGCCCUUCAGUAGCAUCGUGGGGUAGUGAACUCCCAAGCUGUAACUAGGUUGUUUUAAAUGACGUUGCCAGAUACAAGGAAAAAGAAAUAUUUAGUGGCUCACUUGAAAAAUGUUACACAGGAAGAGCGGUGCAUUCCUAAUAGUUCUUUUGGGCUAGUGUUUCGUGAUUGCCGUAUGCUUUAUUUUGAUUAGGGUUUUUUUUUUUUCUUUGAGGUUUAUUUUGUGACUAACGCUGAAUCAUAAGAAACCCGUAACUGAAAGGACUUGGUUUGAUCUGUUGUUCCCAAUAAAUGCAGGACUAUAAGGACACUGUGAAUCUGCUGGUGAACGUGGCAGUUCCCCAAAAUCACAUGCAAACAUUAAGGAGCUUAUAUUUUAUUCAAAGUAAAAUCCAUAAUAUUUCCUUUUGGUUAGAACCAUCUAGAUGGUGUUGCCAAAGGAACAGGUUUUCCUCAGUUACUUCUGAAUAAACUUAUUAAAAUGUCAUCUUUAUAUUGGAUUCUAGUUUUUAUGAACGUUUCCUUAGUUUUUAGACUGUGAGCUUUUGCUUCAUCCUUUAUUUUAGGAAUACUCUUAAGCACUCCACCUGCUAUUUGGCGGGGGGCGGGGGGGGGCACUUAUAGAAACCUUAUAGGUUUGUUACCUGAGGGACGGCAGAAGAACACUAUUGGUAUGUAAUGAAACAGCCGCGAACAGGGUCCAAAAUAGGCAUGCCAAGUGUGGAAGGAUGAGCUAAGCAAGUUUAUAGUAGUGUAGGUUGGGGUUUUUUGAGGAUUUAAUGGUAACCAAGUCCCAAAGACCUAAUUGGCUUUCUUACAGUUUUGGUCCAGAAUUUCAAUUAAGUAGAAGUUACUAAAAAUAAUGAUUGAAUAAUAAAUACUGUCAAAAGUCUGCUAGGUAAAACUGCUCUUUGUUCACUGAAAUAGUACAGAAUAAUGUGGUGCUUUGGAAAUACUGCACUGGGGAAAAAGGUCUGAGAGAAUACUCUAAGCCCAUGUACAGCCUAGUGACGGGACGCAGUAACAACAUGAGAAUUUGUGCGUGCAAGUGAGUUUUACACCCGUCUGUAGUUCCCUAUUUAUGCAUAAUACUCAAAUAACAUCCAGCACAACGGCUCUACGUAAGGUGCUGUUAGUGCUUCAGGGUAGACCCAAGCCCGCGCCAGAGAACGAGCCGCAGGUAGGAAGCGCCUGGUGGGAGCCCACCCCGAAGACUCGUGCGAGGUGAUGCGCCCCGUGCUGUUCGAUCCCUCGCACCCUGAGCACUAGGACCCCCACGCUGCCUCCUCAGGUUGUGUCCGUUUUAGUUUUAAGAAAGAAAUGCUUAUCUUUAAAGCGAGUCAUUAAACAGUUAUUCAUCCCGUUAGGGAGCAGCUUCUCUGUGAUGAGGAGGAUGGGAAGACCUCGGAGAGGAGCGACAGUCGUGCGUGUCUGGGAGCCUGGGUUGGGUGCAGAGAGCAGGCAGGCCAGCAGCUGAGUUCAGCAGUAGGAACAUCUGCAGUUGAUCAGCUGUCCUGUCAGAAGCAAACCUUAUUGGGGUUAGAGGGUUUCUUGGAGCCUGAGAAUAUGGGUUUGAUUCAAAAGUCAAAGAAGUUUGUAGAAACGCUCCUGCUUUGGGUUUUGAAUCCAUCCCAAAGAGGCUGAGGUUCAGCCAAUUUAAGUUUUAAGAAUUUUUAUUCAGUUGUUUUUUUGUUUUUUGUUUUUUUUUUUUUUUAAAAAGAGACAAAUGCGUGGCUUUGGAAUACAGACAUGAAAUCGCCUCAGGUCUAUUUAAAUGUAGGAGGCAACGUAAGCAAUGCCUGUUUAAUGGCUAAAUGCAUCCUCUUUAAAGGCGGUUGCAGUAAAUUAUUACUUGUGCAGAGAGUACGGGCGGAUUGCUGGGGAUUUUAGCUGCUUAUUGCAGUGCCUGGGUAUCUCACUAUAUGUAAACAUACUACAUAUAUGUAUGUAUGUCUAUAUGCAUUUUAUUAUACACAUACAUACAUACUCGCACCCUGUAUUGUCACCAUAUCUCUCUAAUAUCUUUAACAACUCAGUAGCAAAAGUAGCAAUUAGGUGGGUCGUUUGUUCAGAUAUUCGUGUUUUGUUAGUUCUGAAAUCCCAACUUAAAAGUGGAUCUCUUGGCAAUGGUCAGUUUGGACAAUACAGCUCUCCUAGAUCCAUUUGUUGUCUCCUCCCAAAAAACCACAAAGGCAGUAGAGGUAAAGGUAGACGGACGUGUUCUUGCCAUGUUCUCUUUCAGCACAUAGUUAAAUCUGAGCAUCUUAAGUUAACUUUCUUGGAAGAUCUGUUGCAACCAUUAUCUUGUUCUUUCUUUCUCAUGCAUUCAAAGUACAACGCAAAAUGCAAAAAAAAAAAAGGCAUUUAAUGUAGUAUGUAAAUAAUUGACCUUUUAAAAUUAAAAUGUUACUCAAAGUGCUUACAGUCAACCACAUCUUAGCUAUUUGUUAGUUUUUUGUGUUGUCUUAUCUAAGUUUAAUGGAUACAGUUCCAUAAAUGUUGAUGUGUUUUUGUGUAUAUCUUCAAAUUUUUAUAAAGAUGCUAGUAAGUCAAUACAUAUAUCCUGAUCUGUGUAUUAUUUGUUCAGUUUUUAUUAGCAUAAUUUUAUAAUGAUUUUAAUAGGUAACUCCAAUAGGUGAUUAUAUGGAGCCAACCUUUUUUUUUUCCGAAUUAUUUUGUUUUCUUCUUGUAGCACUGGAGAAUUCUCUUUAUAUCUAAUCAUAUUUUGCCUUGACUAAAAGAUUGGUUUGGCCGUAUGAUCUGUGGUAUUUUAGUAGAAUGUUCUACUUCUUUUUUUUAUUAAAAAAAUUACCUCUGUCCUUUAACUUUUGAGGGGAAAUACAGUGCACUGUCAGACUAAGGCAUGGGGUUUCUAGGUUUGUUCCAUUGUGCUGUACAAGUACAAAUUAGGUCUGUCGUGUCAUAUUGUUCUCAAAAGUUUGGGAUAUUUUGGUUUUACCCGUAUAAUUCAAGUUGGUCAUGUAACACGUUGAUUCGUCUCAAAUGUCAGCAACUGAUGUGGCACAUAAAGUGUAUGGUGGAACCGUG